CGUCAUUCAGUGAAGACUCUUUCGACAGUCAACUAGGUGAUCCCAACAUGCCUGAACUUGAGAGGAAAUCGAAAAUUUCAGCAUCCCGCAAACUCUUACUAAAGAGUUUAAUGCUGGCAAAAGCAAAGGAGGCAUGGGAUCAGGAUCAUAUCAAUACACAAGAAGAAAAGGAAAAAUACUUAAAUGAGAGAGUACCCCGUGAAAACUACCUUGGCCUUUCACUAACUGUACUACAGGAAUUAUGCAGAGAUUUACAUGAAAAAGUUGGCAUUGUGGAUGAGGAAAGAUAUGAUAUUGAAGUCAAAGUCAAUCACAACACCAGGGAGAUUCAAGAUCUGAGGAUGAAGGUGCUGGAUCUUCGUGGGAAGUUUAAGAGGCCUGCUCUGCGCAGAGUACGAGUAUCUGCAGAUGCCAUGCUUCGUGCACUUUUGGGUUCAAAGCACAAGGUUUCCAUGGACCUCCGUGCCAAUUUGAAAUCUGUAAAGAAAGAGGACACUGAGAAGGAACGCCCAGUUGAAGUGAGUGAUUGGCGCAAAAAUGUGGAAGCAAUGUCUGGUAUGGAGGGAAGAAAGAAGAUGUUUGAUGCCGCAAAAUCACCUCCUGCACAAUGAGAAGAGUCCUUUCCUGGCAGUGCCUGAUCCUGAUCUGCUGAAGAAGAUUUUAAAAUUUACAUGGGAAAACCGCAUGUCAGAAAAAAUAAUGCAUGAGGAUGUCAUAUCAAAUUAUCUUCAAUAUUACAGAGCAGCCAAACUGACUAAGAAGGCAUAUAUACUGUACAUUUUGAAAUUGCUGUCCUCCCUAUUGUUGAAUCUGAAAAAUCACCUGGUGGCCCUGAAUUCUAUUCAGUAGCAUUCCAGGGCAGUAGAUAUUCUUUGCCAAAAAUCUAUCUCAUCUAUAUCAAGACCAUCUCCAGAUAACCACCUUUCCCAUUGGGGCUACAUAAAAGUAUAGCCUCUGGGACCCACUACAGUACUGCCACCUGUGCCUCCCGAUGUGUGCCCUGCAUCGAUGUAUUAGACAAUUAUAUUAUGAAAAGUGUAGGAUUCAAAUAUGAACUCAUGCCCAUUCACCACUUAUAAUAAAAUUUGUCUUUCUGUCAGUCUUGGCAUAAAGACACACAUAACACAUUUAUACAGUGGCAAGAACUUAGGUUCUAUUUAGAAUCAGUCAACCACUACAUCUCAAGGAGAAGAUCUAAUAUAUAAUGCUGAGACACUCCAUAAAGACAUAAUCACAAAAAUCACUAUAAUCACCAAACUUUGCAUCUACUGGAUUCAAUAUUAGUGAAUGUGGAUCUUUGGAUCACUGGCAAAUAAUUUCUAUAAAAUGUACCAAUAAAUGUUUUAACCGUG
Molecule: messenger RNA, 1352 nt
Organism: Xenopus laevis (African clawed frog)
Lineage: Eukaryota; Metazoa; Chordata; Amphibia; Anura; Pipidae
Gene: tnni1.S
Product: troponin I1, slow skeletal type S homeolog
Exons: 9
Coding region: 48-611 (187 amino acids)
Biological process (GO): muscle contraction; skeletal muscle contraction; cardiac muscle contraction
Cellular component (GO): troponin complex
Source: RefSeq, marked provisional